UGCCCUCGUUUUCCUUCCUUAUCGAUCCUGGGUUUUAAAACUGGCUGAGAAGUCUCGGUCUCGGGAAUACGAGUCCAGUUGUAUUGUUGCACGCACGAACACACGUGGUAGUUCUCCGGGUGCAAUUUAUUUAUUCAGAAGUGCUCAGUUUAAUGAAGUAAAGUGGGUUUGAGGUUAGAAAGCACAAGUGACAGGAUUUACUUAAAAAAAUGCAGCACGACGAUGUUGUCUGGAGCAUCAUCAAUAAAUCGUUCUGCUCGUUCAAAGUCAACACCAAGGGCCAGAGGUUCUGCAGGAACGAGUACAAUUUGACAGGAUUGUGCAGUCGGGCGUCGUGUCCGCUGGCCAACAGUCAAUAUGCCACCGUCAGGGAGGAGAAUGGAAUAAUUUACCUGUUUAUGAGAACAGCUGAAAGAAUUCAUGAACCCAAAAAUCAGUGGGAAAAGGUCAAAUUAUCCAGAAACUUCGAGAAGGCCAUCCACCAGAUAAACGAGAACUUACUGUACUGGCCGGGUUUCAUCAAAGCAAAAUGCAAACAGAGAUUUGUGAAGAUCACUCAGUACCUCAUUCGUACGAGAAAAAUGAAGCUGAGGCGCCAGAAAAAAAUUGUCCCAUUACAGAGGAAGAUCGAGAGAAGGGAGAGACGAAGGGAGGAAAAGGCUCUCAUUGCUGCGAAGCUUGAUACUGCUAUUGAGAAGCAGUUGAUGGAUAGGUUGAAACAAGGAAUGUACCAGGAUAUCUACAACUUCCCACAGAGGGUGUUCGACAAGGCAGUGGAGGCUGUUGAAGUUGAAGGCGAUAGCGAGAGAGAGAGUGAAGCUGAGGAGGAGAGUGAACAGGAAAUUGAUAAGGAAGUGGAAAUCGAGUUAGAAGCUGAUGAAAAUCAAUUUGAGAGAAACGGAGGGAGGUUCGUGGAAGCUGCUAGUGACAGUGACGAGGACGACGAUGAUAAUUAUGAAGAAGAGAUGGAGAGUGAUUCCGGGCAGAGAGAACGGGUCGAUUUGUCUGACAGUUUCGAAAGUGACACAAGUGAUAUCGAGGAUAUCACACCUCCAAUGAGCAAAUCGAAAUUGAAAUUGAAUAACGGAAAGAAAGGAAAGUCCAAAAGACCUAAAGUCGAAAUUGAAUAUGAAACUGAGGAAGCCCCCAGGGAAAGACUACGAGCUUGAGAUUUGUUGUUAUUUUAAAAUUAUAAUUUUUCAGUGUAAUAAACGUCUUAUCAAACACAAAGCAAA
Molecule: messenger RNA, 1235 nt
Organism: Diachasmimorpha longicaudata
Lineage: Eukaryota; Metazoa; Arthropoda; Insecta; Hymenoptera; Braconidae
Gene: Rbm13
Product: protein MAK16 homolog A
Exons: 8
Coding region: 210-1169 (319 amino acids)
Biological process (GO): maturation of LSU-rRNA; maturation of 5.8S rRNA
Cellular component (GO): nucleolus; preribosome, large subunit precursor
Source: RefSeq, a predicted model, not a curated record